AUGGCGGGUGCGGGGCCGCAGCCACUGCUCCUGCUGCUCCUCCUCGCUUUCCCUAUUGCGCCCGCCGGCGGGGCCCUGCGGCUCCUGCUCGGCGCCGCGCCUCCCUUCAUCUGCUCCCAGCCCGAUUUAAACUGCCUCGUAAAAAAUAGUACCUGCAUGGAGGCAAGCUGGAGGCCUGAUCUCACUCCUUCUGCUCCAAGCAGUCUUCAUGUCUCAUCUGAUGUUUUCCACCAGAUGGAUGGAAAACUGCUGCCUGUGCUUCGGAUAGAGUGGAAGGUGGCCACUGAUGCUAGCGUCAGGUACCUGGAAGGAGCGGAGCUGGCUGUGAUGCAGGUGAACAACAACCAACAGCUCUGUGCCCAGUUUGCCUUUCAGAACAAUUUCCCACUUCAGGUCCGCCCAGACGGAGGCCGGUGGAGCUUCACUUUUGACCGGUUUGAAGUGGAGCCUGGCCAGACAUACCAAGUGACUGUCUACCACCUGCCCAAACUCAGCGUGGAUGGAGACUACAAUUGCAAGUCCAAGUCGUUCACAAUGCCUGACUGCAAGGACUCUCUGAUGAAAACAACCACCCCCUGCAUAAACACAGGCAGCCUGUGGGAGCCCAGGAUCCAAGGUGAAAGCCUGGAUGACACAACUCUGCUGGUGAGUUUUAACCCAUGGAUGGAACCAAUGCGAUACAAAAUCCACGUGACCAGCUUCCUGAACGAGACGAGGUGUAAGAUGAACAGCCAUGACUUCACUGAGGGUGGACAUCAAGAGCAAGUAAACAUCACAAUCAAAAUAGAAAAGAACAUAAGAGCUUGCUGCAGCUAUGAAAUACAGAUUCAGCCCUUCUUCAUGAACUGUGGCACAGACUGUCUGAGGCAUUCUGCUUUCAUCCCCUGCUCGCCAGCUCCAAGUACAGACCCAUCAGGUGAUAUGAUUAUAUGGCUCUACUGGUGUAUCACUGGGAUCUGUGUGUUACUGGUGGGAUCAGUCAUAGCAGGUGUGAUUUGCAUGACCAAAAAACGAGCAGCACACCGGCGAGGGAAAUGCAACCACACUGAUUUGCAGACUGCACCAUACACCGACCUUCCUCUGCCGCCCCUGAAGCCCCGGAAGGUUUGGGUUGUGUACUCUGCUGACCACCUCCUGUAUGUGGAUGUGGUGCUGAAGUUUGCUGAGUUCCUGAUGACGGUCUGUGGCACUGCUGUAGCCCUGGAUUUGCUGGAAGAUCAUCAGAUCUCAGAGCUGGGGCCCUUACCUUGGCUGACUCGACAGAAGAAGGAAAUGGAAGACCUCACUUCCAAGAUCAUCAUCUUGUGUUCUCGAGGUACCCAGGCCAAGUGGCAGGCCAUGCUGGGGGGCGAGCCUGUGCGCCUCAAGCAGGAUCAGCAGAAGCCGAUGGGAGACCUCUUCACCCCAGCCUUGAACCUGAUCCUGCCGGAUUUCAAGAAGCCAGCCUGUUUUGGGAUGUACAUAGUGUGCUAUUUUGAGGGGAUAAGCAGUGAGAGAGACAUCCCUGACCUGUUCAAUGUCACAUCCAGGUACCAGCUGAUGGACAAGUUUGAGGACAUUUAUUUCCGGAUUCAGGACCUGGAGAAGUUCGAACCUGGGCGCAUCCGUCGGAUCCGGGAAAUCACCACUGAGAAUUACAGCGACACCCCCAGUGGGAGGAAGCUGAAAGAGGCAGUGGAGAAGUUCAAGAACUGGCAGAGGGAGCAUCCAGAGUGGUUUGAGAAUGAAACCAUCUGCUUGGAUAAUGAUGAGGAGUUGCAGUCCCUGAACAGAGAGAGCCAGGUGGAGGAGUCUGUGCAAAGUGGAGCAGGCGGGAUUGUGAAACACCAGCUGCACCUGCGGGAGCCUGACCCUGACUGCUGCUGUGUCCUCAACCUCCAAAUGCAGGAGGGUGAAAGUGCAGGUUGUAAACUGCAGCCUCAGGUGAAUCCUUGUGGGGCUCAGACUGCUCACACCAUGGUCCUUCCUGUGGAUGAGGCUCCCUUAGUGCAGCUAGUGGAGCCAGUCUCCUCUGUGGAAGAGAGAAAUAUCCUCAGUCAUCGUGUGAUGAGUAACGAGGACUGCAUGGAAGGAGUUCCUCUUCUGGAGACAAGCUUUCCAAUGAGGAACAAUGUUAUCCUCCCCAGUGACUCUGAGGUUUCAGCAACAGAUGAGCAGAGUCCUGCAAGCCUUUCAGGUGAGCUGAGGCACCAUCUGAACGGACUCAUGUGCUCUCUCUAUCAGCAGAGUGUCCUUCCUUCAGAGCCACCUCUUUGCCAAGAGAAGGCUGAUAAGCAACAGCAGUUGGUCUUUGAUGACCAACACAAAGACCAAAGACAGUCAGUGCAGUCAGACCAAGGCUACAUCUCUAGAUGUUCCCCUCUGCCUCCUGAUGAUCUUGUGGAGGAGGAAGAAGAAGAGGAAGAGAAUCAGGAAAACUGUGAACUCUCUCCAGAGGUCAUGAACAGUCUAAAGAGCCUCCAGCAGUGGCUGUUUCUCCAGGAGGUUCAACGGAGCUCUGACUGGGGGUACCCAGCUGAGGUGAUGGAUAUUGGCCAGUCACUGGAGGACUGUUAG
Messenger RNA from Indicator indicator, 2556 nucleotides. RefSeq names its product interleukin 17 receptor A (gene IL17RA). The record is from RefSeq and is a predicted model, not a curated record. Lineage: Eukaryota; Metazoa; Chordata; Aves; Piciformes; Indicatoridae. The transcript has 14 exons. Gene Ontology annotation, molecular function: interleukin-17 receptor activity. The coding region runs from base 1 to 2556 and encodes 851 amino acids.